AUGGGCUUCAGGAUCUUGAAUGGAAAGGUGAUUAUCAAUCCGGCCUCUCAGGUCGACUUCAGAUGUACGAGGAAAGGAUCAGUGUUCAGGAGGAGCUUCCAACCCACUCCAUAUGAGGCUGAACGAUAUCAAAGGAAAAUCGAUUGUAUACCUUCAGUCGAAUUUCUGACUGUACAUUCCCAUCGAACAAGUCAUUGUCAGACGAAUAAUCAGGAGUGGAACCUCGCCAAAGCACGUAUACAUACCUUGAAGAUAGUUCUGAAACCUAUCUCAUCGCCUUAUCAUCGAUAUGAAUCAAAAUCACCCAGAAGCAGACAAAAGGCAUGUCAUACACUCAGAGGACUUAGACCUACGACAGUGAUUUUAGAUGAUUUUACAAUUGGAUUAGUCAAGCUGGAUUGUCAAGGUGUACCAAUCAGUCUUUACGGUGAAACAGAAGAAAUCAUACUUCGUUGUGGACCCAUUCCAAUCGACGAUAGGCUGAUGUACGAGAUUCAGACUUUUCCAACAGAAGGUUUACCUCGAUUGAAGAAAUUGGUUAUCAUCUUAUCUCCUCGAGAUGCUUCGCUGUUGGGACUGGCACAAUCGGCACCAGGAGAAGCCCCUGGACCAGCAUCAACAUGGAGAAUCAAACCUCGCAAUACACCUUAUGACGUAGAACUGGCGAUGGGUCGACUAAUUUUCAAGGAUCAUCCUCUUAAGCCUAUCUUGGAGAUAUUCCACGAAGUCAGAUCGUCGAUGAGAAGAAUGAGAUUCAUGACGAUGGAGGAGUACCUUUGGAAGGAGAAUUGGUAUGGAGUGUAUGAUUCGAAUGAAGUGGGCAGAUGGAUCCCUUAUCUCACGAUUCCUGUAGGAGACACAAUCAAUUCUUCUGUUCUUCACCUUCAGCCGACAAAGGUAUGGCCUAGCUAA
Molecule: messenger RNA, 912 nt
Organism: Kwoniella mangroviensis CBS 8507
Lineage: Eukaryota; Fungi; Basidiomycota; Tremellomycetes; Tremellales; Cryptococcaceae
Exons: 2
Coding region: 1-912 (303 amino acids)
Source: RefSeq, a predicted model, not a curated record